UGAAAAAUCAGAACCAGCAACCAAAGUCCUUUCACUUUCCCUGUCUUUUAGUUUUGACUGUUUCGAAAUCCCUGCGCUUCUUGAGUAAUUUGAGGAGGCAUCGUUGAAGUGGAUUGACCCAGCACUGCACAGAUUCGCUGCUGAAAAAAAGGUUGGGAUGGGUUGUGACUUUUCUAAGUACUCGGCAUGCUGCUGGGGUACACAGCAAAAUGGUCCAGUUCCUCAGGCUCAUGUUGAUGAAAAUGCAGACAACAUUGAGGGCUUUGACCUGCCGUGGUUUCAUGAAUUUACAAUCGAUCAGCUUAGGAGGGCUACAUCUGGAUUUGCAGUUGAAAAUAUAGUUUCUGAGCAUGGAGAAAAGGCUCCAAAUGUGGUCUAUAAAGGUAGACUUGAUAAUCAGAUGCGAAUUGCUGUCAAACGGUUCAACAAGAAUGCUUGGCCAGAUGCUCAACCAUUUUUGGAGGAGGCCAGGGCUGUUGGUCACCUGAGGAACCAAAGAUUGGCAAAUCUGAUAGGAUGUUGCUGUGAAGGUGAAGAGAGGUUACUCGUUGCUGAAUAUAUGCCCAAUGAUACUUUGGCAAAGCAUUUGUUCCAUUGGGAAACUCAGCCCAUGAAAUGGGCAAUGCGAAUGAGAGUUGCUUUGCACCUUGCUGAAGCUCUAGAGUACUGUACCAUCAAAGGACGUGCACUAUAUCAUGAUCUAAAUGCUUACAGAGUUCUUUAUGAUGAUGACUACAAUCCUAGACUUUCUUGCUUCGGUCUGAUGAAAAAUAGUCGAGAUGGGAAAAGUUAUAGUACGAAUUUGGCAUUUACUCCACCUGAGUAUCUGAGGACAGGCAGAGUUACUCCAGAGAGUGUAACUUAUAGCUUUGGUACCCUCUUGCUUGACCUUCUCAGUGGAAAACAUAUUCCUCCAAGCCAUGCCCUUGACCUGAUUAGAGACAAGAACCUUCAGACGCUAUCAGACUCUUGUUUAGAAGGACAAUUUUCAAAUGAUGAGGGAACUGAGUUAGUGCGCCUAGCCUCACGAUGUUUGCAAUCCGAACCCCGAGAGCGUCCUAAUCCGAAGUCACUGGUCACUGCUCUAAUACCUCUACAGAAGGAUUCUGAGGUUCCUUCUCAUGUGCUGAUGGGUAUACCAGAUGGUACUGCAGCUUUUCCCCUUUCUCCGCUUGGGGAGGCUUGUCUACGAAUGGAUCUGACUUCCAUACAUGAAGUGUUGGAAAAAAUCGGGUAUAAAGAUGAUGAGGGUGCAGCAACUGAGCUUUCAUUCCAAAUGUGGACGAACCAGAUGCAGGAAACAUUGAACUCGAAGAAAAAAGGGGAUGCCGCUUUCCGGCACAAGGACUUCAAAACUGCAAUCGAUAGCUAUACAGUGUUCAUUGAUGUUGGAACCAUGGUUUCUCCAACAGUUUAUGCACGUCGUAGUCUAUCUUAUCUCAUGAGCAAUAUGCCAGAUGAAGCACUUAAUGAUGCAAUGCAAGCACAAAUAAUAUCCCCGGUUUGGUACAUUGCAUUUUAUUUACAAGCCGUUGCUCUCUUAGCACUGGGCAAGGAGAAUGAGGCCCAAGUGGCUCUGAAAGAGGGUUCUUCACUUGAAACUAAAAAGAACCCAAAUUAGUUGAGUUCAUUGGCGCCACAUCUCACUUUCUGGUUCCGGAAGAUAACUUACAUAGAACAAGUGCUGGUUUCUCAGUGUUUGGGAAAACUGACAUGGGGCUCCAGUUCCUUAUCCGGGCAAAUUGUAUUGCAUGGAAUAGAGUGGUUUAUUAUACUUGUGCAUGGCUGGUUCAUUGGUUGCCUAGAAGCAUUCUUUUGCACAGACUAGAGUCACCACAAAAUUAUACAGUAUCUAUUUGCAUCAGAGUUCUCUUUUUGUUGUUUAGUCAGUGAUGUUAGUAUAAAGAUGAUGGGAAGAAUUUAAGAAACUUUUGGAAGAGUUGUGUUUGUAAAGGUUCACUUGUCAGUUUAUGUCAGUGUUUGUUGGGCAAACAACAAAUGCUGUUGUGCUUGUAAUUUAAUGUACAGAGCAAUUGGUUAUGGCUACGUGUCGACAUGAAAUAGGCUGUUUUUGUAUGUUAUAUUGAUAUUGAUUUUGCAUCUAAUAAAUUCUUUUAAUCUUUUCUUGC
Molecule: messenger RNA, 2129 nt
Organism: Abrus precatorius (Indian licorice)
Lineage: Eukaryota; Viridiplantae; Streptophyta; Magnoliopsida; Fabales; Fabaceae
Product: serine/threonine-protein kinase BSK7-like
Exons: 12
Coding region: 158-1621 (487 amino acids)
Biological process (GO): protein phosphorylation; brassinosteroid mediated signaling pathway
Molecular function (GO): ATP binding; protein binding; protein kinase activity
Source: RefSeq, a predicted model, not a curated record